UACUUGGCCAAGAGAUAAAACCAAAAUUUGGCAAAGGUAUUGCCUCAGGCUCUGCCUAACUUUCGAUCUUUUGAUGCCUUUGAGCGAUUUUUUUUAUUUUGGGAAUUUCUUCACCUGUCGAACCUUUCAAUGCGGAGCCAGUUGUUAUUGGCUGUAGACUGUGACUUGCUAUGUUUUUUGAAAGUUUUCAGUUCAGACUGACACCCAAGCACAGUAUCUCGACCAAGCAGACUCCAGCACCCUGUUCAUGACUGAACAUAUAGACAAAAGAAUCAAGCUAGACGAUUCCAUGGCCCAAGACAAUUCAAUAGUCUGUGACGACCAAGACCGACUUGUCGGCCUGACCGACAAACUGCAUAACUUUUUGAAAGGUUAUCAAAGCCUCAAAUGUGAUCCAUGCAAGGUUGUUUCCAUUGUUCGAAAUGCGUCCUGCUGCUUUCGAUGCGCACUGCGAAUGCUAGGUUGCCGAGAAAGUGAUUUAUACGUUUUGACGGAGAAGGAAUUGAUAGAGGCGUUUGUCAGUUUCGAUCCCAGUGUCUCGUAUGAACCAUUGGAAGAGACUUGCGCUGCAUGCGUCGGCGUCUUACAGCAGGCAGAUACCACUCGAGUCAUUGACGCGGUGGUUGAUCGACUUACCACCGAGGAUUACCAGACGAAAAGCUACACUUUUUACGUCACAUUGCCUGUCAGUCUGUUACCGCGCAACCAUGCAUUAGCCCUCCACGUGUACAAUCAAUUGAAGGAGCAAGGAUUGGAUGUCGAAGCAGCUACAGCGGUGCGGAACGAUCAAGUCGACGCCAAGGAGCCAGUUAGAGCUGUUGUUGGUCAGCAGUUAAUGAACAAGAUGGGAAUGCAGCAAAGUACUGAGGCUGGGCUUAAGAUGACUGUGGUCUUCAGUCACCCAGAAACCGUUGGCGAUCAUGUCUUCCUGACAACCGUCAGUAAUCCUGUUGUCAAGUUGUUGAAGCAGCGUAAGAAGGGUCAAGUGUUCUUUACCGGAGACUCAAGAAACACCAUUAUAGAAGGACUCAAGUCUUUAGAUGACAAAGAGGCAAUGAGUGCCAUGCCGGUUCCUCCCAAGCCAGUGGAAACUGCCUUUGAAUUGAAAAUAGAGUUAUUGCAUGAAUCCACUUUGGUUGGCGGUCGAUACAUCAAAUUGUCAAGAGAGUACAGUCAAACGCCUUGGUCCAUUCGGGGACAACGAUUAACAGAGUUUUCAGUGUCAGAGAGUAUUGGUGAGCCACUCAAAAAAUAUUUCAAGUGCGACGAUUACAAAUUUGUUACGGCUGGACGUGAGGAUGCGAAUGUACGAAUGCUUGGCCACGGUCGACCGUUCUAUAUGCAAAUGGUCAAUCCAAGAAUACCAGAAGUACCAGAAGAUUUAUAUUUGAAGAUGGAAGAAGAAAUCAAUCAUUCAAGCAACUCUGAGAGCGUGCUUGUUCGGCACUUGGCACGGAUCCAACCGGGAGAUGUCAAUAUUAUUAAGGAAGGUGAACAGACCAAGCGAAAGACCUACAGUGCUUUGGUAUGGCUCGCAAAGCCUUUUACCGACGAUUUGAUCGAGAAACUGAAUGCUAUUGGUAGUACACAAUUUGAAAUUUCACAAAGGACACCAAUCCGAGUCCUUCAGCGCCGCGCGCACAUGGUUCGACCAAAACAGAUAUAUCAUCUCAGCGUCCAAAAACUGCCUGCCAGGAUUCAAGGGUCAGACGAACAUCAAGAAGCCAAAGGCCACUUUGCCCGUUUGAUUAUGGACACGGAAGCUGGCACGUAUAUCAAGGAAUUCGUCCAUGGCGAUCUCGGCAGAACAAAUCCCAGCUUUGCGUCGCUUACAGGGGCAGCUGCGGACAUUUUAGAUUUGGACGUAUUGGAAGUUGACCUCGUGUGGCCGCCACAUAUAAAGACAUCUAUGUAAAUAAGCUCGUGGCCCUUUACCCUAGUUAUUGACAUCCGGUUUGCUCGUGGCUUUGUCCUUGACCGUAGCCCUUGAACAUCCCCCCACUGUAUUUUUCUCUGAACUAAAAAAAAUUAGAAGAGCAUUGAUGAAGUGACUUUGUGACAUAUCAAGUGUGACAACCAUGCCAUUUCAAAGCAAGUGUGGUGGCGUUUCUAUUUCAGUAAAGUUCAAUUAAACAUCAUUGCCAACGGCCGU
Molecule: messenger RNA, 2152 nt
Organism: Umbelopsis ramanniana AG
Lineage: Eukaryota; Fungi; Mucoromycota; Umbelopsidomycetes; Umbelopsidales; Umbelopsidaceae
Exons: 9
Coding region: 248-1915 (555 amino acids)
Biological process (GO): tRNA pseudouridine synthesis
Molecular function (GO): RNA binding; pseudouridine synthase activity
Source: RefSeq, a predicted model, not a curated record